Spirodela intermedia is the source of this 2115-nucleotide messenger RNA. Lineage: Eukaryota; Viridiplantae; Streptophyta; Magnoliopsida; Alismatales; Araceae. The record is from the annotation of a GenBank genome assembly.
AUGGCAUUCUCCGUUCCCCUCCUCACCAUGGACCUCCUCCUGGACCCAUGCCUGCUACUUCUGCUCGCAGCGGCCCUCGUGGCGGGCCCCCUUCUCUCCGCCGUAGCGAUGUGGCGGAGGAGCAGGGGACGCAAACGACUGUACCACCGUGUUGUGGGCACCAAUUUCCAGAUGCUGCUCCAUUUCCGCCAGCAGUACGACUACGCUACUAACCUCUCCCGGCGCCACAGGACCUUCCGGAUCCUCAACUCCCCGUUCCACAGCGAUGUCUACACCUGCGACCCCGCCGUCGUCGAGCACAUCCUCCGAACCAACUUUCAGAACUACGGCAAGGUCAGGGAGACUGCGGCUGCCGCCUUCCGACGAGCUCGCGUUCUGCUGUUUACUCAUUGCCUUCUGGCUCCGGAGCAAAGGCCUAACCAACGGUGUUCCUCCCUGCAGGGAACGUUUAACUAUGGGAUCAUGAACGAUCUGCUCGGGGACGGGAUCUUCGCGGUGGACGGGGCUCAUUGGCGCCACCAGAGGAAGUUGGCGAGCCACGAGUUCUCAACGAGAGCUUUGAAGGACAUCAGUGGUGCCGUCUUCAAGAAGAACAGUGUCAGGCUGGCCCAGGCCGUUGCCGAGGUCGCCGACUCCAACCAGGCAAUAGAUCUUCAGGUUUGUCCUCUUUGAAAAGGAAAACUUGAUCAUCCCCGCCCCGACGAGCUUUAUAUAUAUAUAUAUGGUGGUUGAAGGGCCCCGAAAAGACAUACGAACGAUAGCUCGUAGAAUCUGAUGAAAUCCCGACGGGUCUUCAAUUUUUUUCCCGAUCUACGGCAGGACUGGUUUGUGAAGUCCACAAUGGACUCCAUAUUUGAAGUCUCCUUCGGCACCGAGCUCAACAGCCUGCAGGGGACGAACGCUGAGACGAGGGAAUUCUUGAGAGCGCUGGAUGAGUCGACUGAACUCAUCAACCGGCGGUACAUCGAUCCCUUGUGGAAGGUGAUGCGAUUCAUCAAUGUCGGGUCGGCUGCGGUGCUGAAGGACAACGUCAGAAUCAUCGACGACUACAUUCACAGGCUGAUUCGCUCCAAGAUCGCCCAAAUGUCGAACCAGAAGGUGAGACUCGGUGCAGAGAUCACUACGAAUUGCCGAUGCUCGUGGGGUGUUUGAUUAAGUUCCUACUCCCGCAGGUAGAUAAGCUAGACAUCCUGUCGAGGUUUCUUAAUGAGAGACCGAAUGAUCCCGAGAACUUGACUGAUCGGUAUCUCAGAGACAUAAUCCUCAACUUCAUCAUCGCUGGCAAGGACACGACGGCGGGCACCCUGUCCUGGUUCAUCUACCUUCUCUGCAGGCAUCCCCCUGUGGAAGAGAAGAUAUUCGAAGAAGUUAAGGAGGCAGUAGGCGCCAAAGGCGGCGUGUCCGUGGAAGAAUUCGCGGCAAACGUAACCGAGGAAUCGCUGGGGAAGAUGACGUACCUACAUGCGGCUAUAACGGAGACCCUGCGUCUUUAUCCCGCUGUUCCACUGGUGAGCCAUUAAGCACUCCGUUGGCAUCUGUGAUCAAGAGAUCCUUUCUGACAGAUGGGCGGCGGUCCUUCUGAUCACGAUUUGCAGGAUGGGAAGAUCUGCUUCUCAGACGAUUCAUUGCCCGACGGGUACGACGUGAAAGCGGGGGAGUUCAUUCUAUACCAGCCGUACGCCAUGGGGAGAAUGAAGUACUUAUGGGGCGAGGACGCGGAGAUCUUUCGGCCGGAAAGAUGGCUCGAUGCGGAUGGGAACUUCUGUCCGGAGAGCCCAUUCAAAUUCACGGCCUUUCAGGUGAGGAAGAAGAAGAAGAAGAAGAAGAAGAAGAAGGAGAAGAAGGCUGAAUCUCUGAAAAAUUUCCCCAUUGUCGUCGUCUUCAUCUUCUUUUCUCAGGACGGUAUUUAGUAACUUGGGCAUUGUUUGGACGCAGGCGGGUCCUCGGAUAUGCCUGGGGAAGGAGUUCGCCUACCGUCAGAUGAAGAUCUUCGCAGCGGUCCUCCUCCGUUUCUUCACCUUCAAACUGAGAGACGAGGAAGAAGCCGUCCACUACAAGAUGACUUUUACUCUUUUCAUGAACCCAGGCCUCAAUGUUCAUGUUUUCCACAGGUGA